Mollisia scopiformis is the source of this 1773-nucleotide messenger RNA. RefSeq names its product putative efflux pump antibiotic resistance protein. The record is from RefSeq and is a predicted model, not a curated record. Bases 13 to 1740 code for a protein of 575 amino acids. Gene Ontology annotation, molecular function: transmembrane transporter activity. Gene Ontology annotation, biological process: transmembrane transport. Gene Ontology annotation, cellular component: membrane. The transcript has 4 exons. Lineage: Eukaryota; Fungi; Ascomycota; Leotiomycetes; Helotiales; Mollisiaceae.
GCCGAGACCCAAAUGGAACAGGUCUCGGCUUCUAGUGACCAAGAUCAAAAUGUAGCUAUUAUUCAACCUGAUGAUGAUCCCGUGGAAAGGGUAUCCGCAUCCACGAUCUUGGCUAUUUUUUUCAUGGGAAUGUCUUACGUGCCUGCGAUAUCCAUGGUCCUCGUUCUUCCUGCCGGAAUUUUAGAACAAAUUGGGCAAUCACUCGGAGAUACGGAGAAUAUCGUCUGGAUUCCGGGAGGAUGGUCAGUGGCUUCUGCGGUCUCUUUCGCGAUUGCGGGAGGGUUCAGUGAUAUCUUUGGUCGGCGAUAUGUAUUGAUCGCUGGACAAGUUAUUACAUUGAUUGGCGCUAUUGUGGGCGCCACAGCACAGAAAACUACCAUUGUCGCAGCUGGCUCUACCAUUGCGGGAUUUGGUGCAGGUGUAAUAUUCGUCUCCUAUCCUGGUAUCACUGAGCUGCUCCCAAACAAAUAUCGUGGUGCUGGAAUUGGAUGGACCGAAUUUUGUAUGAAUAUUCCAUGGAAUUGUCUCGGUGUCCUCCUUGCCAACGAGUUGGUCCUUCACGCCUCCUGGAGAUGGUGCUACUACAUUGCCAUCAUGUACUCAGUCGUCUGUAUUGCCGGAACAGCAAUCUUCUACUUUCCACCCUCACGUCCUCGCAACGAUUAUGACAAAUCUCGUUGGCAAGAAUUCAUUGAGUUGGACUUUAUUGGUCUGGGACUUUUCGCUGCCGGUCUCACAAUCUUCCUCGUCGGCUUGACUUAUCUCGGACUGUCAACGUAUUCGAAAGCACUUGUAGGGACCACCAUCACUGUCGGCGCUAUCGUCUUCGCUGCUUGCUUCAUAUAUGAUUUCACCAUUCCCAAGAAUCCAAUUUUCCCGUUCCACCUCUUCGCAAUGAUGAGGGAAUUCACCGUUCAUCUGAUUAUCCUGUUCAUCGCCGGCAUGAUCUGGCAAGCCGUGACCACUCUGGCACCCCAAGGAACACUCUACAUGUACACCAAUGACGGGAUCAGAAUUGGCGUCACCCAGAUACCCAGUAACAUGUCCGGAGUCCUCGGCGGCUGGAUCCUACCAUCCCUCGUCCACAAAAUCAAACACGUCCGCUACCAAAUCAUCCUUGCUCUCGUUAUCCAAACCGUCUUUACAGCCUGCUACGCAGCAGUUGUACCAAACCACAGAUACGCAUGGAUGAUCCUCCAAUUCUUCGGCCAAGCAUGCUUCACUUGGGUGACCUCCCUCGCCUACGUCGCUUCCGGCCUCUUCGUCCCACAAGAAGAACUCGGUGUCUCUGCCGGCCUAAUCGGCACCUUCCGCAGUGCUGGUGGCAGCGUCGGAAACGCCAUCUUCUCCACUAUCGUCAACUCGCUCAUCAACAAAAACCUCGCCCCCAACAUCGCAGCUGCUGCCAUCACUAACGGCUACUCGGAAUCAAACCUAACAGAACUUAUUCCAGCCGUCAUCAAGAACGCGGUCGGGGUCCCGUUUGCGUUUGCGAAGGUCCCGGGAGCUACCGAGACGGUGGUUGCGGCGACGGCAAAGGCGUUUAAGGAUACGUAUGCGCAUGCGUUCCGGACGGUUUUCCUGUCGACGAUCCCGUUUGGGAUUAUUGGGUUGGUGGCUGCGUGGUUUGUGAAGGAUCCGAGUCAUUUGUUGAAUAAUCAUAUUGCUAUUCAUCAGGAGAAGGAGGUUCUUUCUGGGAAGAAGACUGUUCAUGAGGAGCAGGUUGAGGUGCAGACUUAAGUGUAUUAGGAGUGAAGCUGGUGGGAAUGUUAC